AUGGACGCGCUCUGGUCCAAUGUCGUCGCCUCCUACUCCCCCCUCGCCAUCGAAUUCACCGGCACACUUCUCGUCCAAAUCCUCACCUUCUGGCUGCCUUCCCUCUGCUAUCUUGCCCUAGACCUCCUCUUCCCCGUCUUCUCCCAGCGUCACAAGCUCCAACCAGCCACCAAACAACCCAGCGCCGCUGAAAUCCGGCUUUGUUUCCGCGUUGUCGCGCGCAACCAGCUCAUCACCUCCGCCCUCCAUCUCACCCAGAUCGUCCUUCUCCGACGCGGCGCCCCCUCUUACCGCAUCAGCGCCACCCUCCCCGGCCCCAUCGAGCUCCUCCGCGACAUCGCCGCCAGCCUCCUGCUCCGGGAAGCCCUCUUCUACUACAGCCACCGGCUGCUGCACCGGCCGGCGUGGUACAGGCGCAUCCACAAGCGGCACCACCGGUUCACGGCGCCGAUUGCGCUGGCGGCGCAGUUUGCGCAUCCGGUGGAACAGAUCGUGGCGAAUGCGCUGCCGAUCUCACUGCCGCCGCAGCUGCUGGGCAGCCAUGUGGUGACGUUCUGGGCGUUCUUGGCGUAUGAGCUGUUUAAUACGGCGACGGUGCAUAGUGGGAACUCCACAAAAUCUAUCAGAGUAGAAUUGUGA
Messenger RNA from Aspergillus terreus NIH2624, 639 nucleotides. RefSeq names its product sterol desaturase family protein. Gene Ontology annotation, molecular function: iron ion binding; C-4 methylsterol oxidase activity. The record is from RefSeq and is a predicted model, not a curated record. The transcript is spliced from 3 exons. Gene Ontology annotation, biological process: ergosterol biosynthetic process. NCBI's taxonomy places the organism in Eukaryota, Fungi, Ascomycota, Eurotiomycetes, Eurotiales, Aspergillaceae. Bases 1 to 639 code for a protein of 212 amino acids.